AUGUACGCUCAGUCUGUGCUCGUCCUCGCCCUGCUCCCGGAGCUGUUGGUCGCCCGUUCCGUCGGCAACAACGCCCGGCGGGGGGUCCAGUGCAGCUUCGCCACGGGCGCCAACCCGGGCGACACCUGCGAUAGCUUCGCCAGCGCUUGGGGCAUCUCAGUCGACCAGCUCAAGUCGCUGAACCCCGGGGUGGACUGCGGCAACUUUGACGGCACCAAGGAGUACUGCGUCCUCGGUGAGGUAAACGACGACGAGCCCACCAAGGCCAGCACUUCGUCCGGGCCUGUGCAAACCACCUCUACUAAGGCCACCCCGCCGCCUACCAAGACCACUCCCGCCAGCGACCACGAGCCUACUCAGCCUGGCCUGGCCGAGAACUGCGACAAGUUCCACAAGGUCGUGGCUGACGACAGCUGCGACGACAUUGAGGCCAAAGCUGGCAUUAGCCACGCGCAGUUCGCCAAGUGGAACCCGUACAUCAAUGACAAGUGUUCAAACCUUUGGCUCGACUACUAUGUCUGUGUGCACGUCCCGGGGGCCAAGACCACCGCUCCUGGCCCCAAGCCUACCGACGACGGCCACUCUCCGACCCAACCUGGCAUCGCAAAGAACUGCGACGAGUACCACAAGGUUGUCGCCGGCGACCAGUGCGACGCAAUCGAGUCUCAAAACAAGAUCACCCACGCUCAGUUCCUGAAGUGGAACCCCGCUCUCGACAGCAAGUGCACGAACCUCCUUGUAGACUUUUACGUCUGUGUUCACAUUCCUGGAGCGCCCAGCACUGGAGGUCCGCAGCCUCAGAUGCCCAACCUCGACCCGAACUGCAAGAAGUACCACAAGGUCGGCAAUGGCGAGGGGUGCUACGAGAUCAACAAGAAUGCCGGCAUCACGCUCGAUCAGUUUCGCAAGUGGAACCCCACAGUGGACGCCAGGUGUAGCAACCUUUGGGCCGGCUACUACGUCUGCGUUGGUGUAUAA
Molecule: messenger RNA, 978 nt
Organism: Purpureocillium takamizusanense
Lineage: Eukaryota; Fungi; Ascomycota; Sordariomycetes; Hypocreales; Ophiocordycipitaceae
Exons: 3
Coding region: 1-978 (325 amino acids)
Source: RefSeq, a predicted model, not a curated record